AAAAUGAUAGAGAAAAAAAAAAGGUAUUAAGCUUUUUACCAUACGAUUGUGCGCCAUCGUCUUAGCACGCCUUCGAGAAUGGCGACUCCAACGAGAUCCGAAUCUCUUUCGCUUCUUCGCUCUCUGCUCCGUACAGCCCGUCACUUCUGUGAUUACAACAUCAGAGAGUACGCCAAACGACGCGCCGUUGACGGCUUCCGCCAUAACCGGAACCUUUCCGAUCCUUCGUCCAUCGUCGUCGCCUACGCCGACGGCAAGGCUCAGCUUGAAGUUGCCAAAAGACAGUCCACCGUCUACUCCCUCUUCUCGCCCAAGGUCAAGAGCAUCAUGGAGGCUCAUCACACGAACUGAAUACGGAAGCUCUUGUGCCCUUCUCUUUCGUAUGAUUCUAAUUCUAUCAACGCUGCUCCAUGAGUUAGGGUUUAUUUCCGAUUUCCGGACUUUACUUGAUUGACUAUCAUACUUUUUCUAAUAAGAAUUCAAUAAAUUGUUUGUUUUCUGAGCUUUUCCUGUGGAUUUUGCUUGUAUGUUUGAUCAAUCAAUCCUGAUUGUGGGAUGUGAUUUGAAAUAUUUGGUGAUGAUGAGCAUGAUUGGAUAUCUUUUUUGGUUUGA
Molecule: messenger RNA, 612 nt
Organism: Cucurbita pepo subsp. pepo (vegetable marrow)
Lineage: Eukaryota; Viridiplantae; Streptophyta; Magnoliopsida; Cucurbitales; Cucurbitaceae
Biological process (GO): iron-sulfur cluster assembly
Source: RefSeq, a predicted model, not a curated record